AUGAGAGGGAAAGUAACCGGAUUCUGGAGAGACCUCCGCAAAUAUGGUUUGAGCCAUUGUGAGCUGGAAGAUAUGCUCACUAAUGUCACUGUACUGCUAAGAACUGUGACGCUGAACAUAGACAUAAGAAGCACGAAACCGAUACCACUUAUUAGCUACGUGUUAACGAUAGUCGGCUUCGUCUUCUACUUCUACAUCUAUCUCGUAUCCAUGAUUUGGUGCGCGUUCGUGCGUUACCGCCGAAUGAGAUACUUUCUCGGCUCCAUCAUUGUGUUCUCAGUCGGCGCCUAUACAGAAUCCUGCGCAAUACGCUUUCUUUUCAUGGCGUUUAACACAGACGUCUUAAGGGAAGUAGUCGCGAGGUACCGCAUCUGUAACAGCCAAGUGGAACCAGGCAGCAGGCUUGCAAGGAAUAUUCUGAAACAUCUAAAGUCUGUCAAGAAGAGGGCGAUAUUUAUUUGGCUGGCUCUGGUCAUCAAUGCUUAUCUGUACUUGGUUCUGCCAUUCUUCCUACCGGGCAAGCAGUUUGCCGAAAACAGGCUAAUUAUAUUUGGUCUCGAGCCAAUAACAGAGUCACCCAACUAUGAAAUAGCGCAAUUGAUGUAUUGUUUCGCCAUACCCACCGCCACGAACAGCUUAGCCAACUGCACAGCUCUCAUGAUUAUCCUACUAGGUUACACUGAAGCUCAACUGCUGGCUCUGAGUGAGGAGCUAAGAAGCAUGUGGAGCGAUGCUGAGAUAUAUUACCAAGAAAGAGCGGACAGAGAAGAGAACAGAACUGUAGUGAUUAAUGAUUACGUGCGAGAACGGUUGAAGUUCAUAAUUAAAUUGCACAACGAAAACAUCGAUCUGCUAAAACGAUUGGAACACGUUCUCAGGGUCAGCAUGGCGUUGGAGUUCAUAGUGCUGAUGGCCGGUCUCAUCGCAGCGCUGCUAGGAGGAAUAGAGAACACGUAUUUAGAAAUACCGUUUGCGUUUGCGCAGCUGUUCAUGAACUGCUACUUGGGGCAGAAGAUCAUCGACUCUAGUACUACCUUCGAGAAAGCGGUUUACGACUGCGGAUGGGAGAAUUUGGAUCACUCGAAUAUGAGAACCGUAUUGAUCGUGCUGCAGAACUCGCAGAAGACUCUGCGAUUGUCCGCCGGAGGUGUCGCUAUAUUGAGCUUUGAAUGUUUGAUGUCAGUUAUAAAAUCUUGCUACUCUUUCUACACGACACUGCAAUCCACUUUGAAAUAA
Molecule: messenger RNA, 1236 nt
Organism: Leptosia nina
Lineage: Eukaryota; Metazoa; Arthropoda; Insecta; Lepidoptera; Pieridae
Source: the annotation of a GenBank genome assembly